AUUUGUAUCUUCUUUCCCAAGGAUUGCUGUGAAGGCAGAUAUGGUGCUGCCUAUAUGCCAAAGCCUCACUUGCAAACUUGGUUGCCCUUUGAUUUCAACAGCACAGAGUUCCAUCUGUACAAUUGGGAUCUUCUGCAAAGAUACUUGUGUGGUGAUAGUGCUGUUGCUGUGACCCACUUUGGACCAGGAUGUAACCCAGGCUCUGGCUCCCCCGGGUGUUUGCUGUGCCUUUCUACAAAUCUGGCGUACCAGGCAUGGUUCCCUGUGCGUAGAAUUAUUGCAAAGGAAGUCCUGUGCCCACUAAUUUUGGGUGGAAGCCCCACUGAAUUCAGUGGAAGUUAUUCCCAAAUAAAUAUGGAUUGGGUUGGCCUGCUUGAAGAUCAGCAUGUAAGCAAAAGCAGCCAUUGCACAAAGCCAGCAUCUCCUGUGAUAAUGACUCUGGUUUCAUCUGGGGUUGUGGUUACUCUUGCUGGUGUGCUUCUGGUGAAGUGAGAAUGAAGUAUCAGGUUGCUUCCUCCCCACUCUGUUCCUGUGACUGGGAUAAAUUUUUUGGUGGGGGAACUACCCUCCUCCCUGGACCAGUAAAGGUGGAGAGCUCCUUCAGAAUCAUCCUCUUUGACAGAAUAAAUAACUGAGAGGUGGAAGUAAGGAUGGUUCUCUUACCCCAAACAAUAGUGUAGUGCUAAAGGAUACAAGACAGGGCCAAGGAAAGGACAGGGCUCAAGACAGCAAGUAUUAUUCUACAACCAUGUUCAACUCCCUUACCCAGGAUCUUAGAUACAAUGCAACCAGCAGUGUUGGCUUGAAUGAUGACACAAACCUCUCCAUUGUGACAUUGACUAGUAAGCCCUUUCUUCCAUCAGAGGAAAAGGAAUGUGAAACCAGCAAACAGCUGGGAGCAUUCACCAACAAGUAAGCAAGUGUAUUUAUUUCUUUUUCUGAUUUGCUCAAGUGGGUCUCUAUGGUUGAGUCCAUCAGUUCCUCAGUACCCACAAAUGUUUCAGCAUCAUUUAUUUACUCGGCAAAGUACAUGACUAGGUCGCCUUGGCAAUUCUACUGAUUUCCAGUCCCAUGUUUCAGAGACCCUAAAUAUAAAUGUAACAAAUCUGUUUGGCAUGUUUAAUUAUGGAUUAUUUCUAUGCGAAUCCCAAGAAACCGAGAGAUGGAAGUAGGGAUGAUUCCUUACCCAAAACAAUAGCAUACUGCUAAGGGAUACAAGACAGGGCCAAGGAAAGGGCAGUGCUCAAGACAGCAAGUAUUAUUCUACAACCAUGUUCAGAAUCUUAGAUACUAUACAACCAGCACUGUUGGCUUGAAUGAUGACACAAACAUCUCCAUUGUGACAUUGACUAGUAAGCCCUUUUAUCCAUCAGAGGAAAAGGAAUCUGAAACGAGCAAACGGCUGUGAGUGCUCACCAACAAAUAAGCAAGUGUAUGAGCUUUCUGUAGGGAUCAGCUGAGCCUGAGUAUAAAAGAUGUAUACUGCCCAGAUCAAGAGAAGUAAUAGUACCAUUCUAUUCUGCCUUGGUCAGAUCCUACCUGGAGUCCAGUGUCCAGUUCUGGGCACCACAGUUCAAGAAGAAUAUUGACAAGCUAGAUGGUCUGCAGAGAAGGGUGACCAGUAUGAUAAAGUGUCUGGAAACCAAGUCAUAUGAGGGACAGUUGAGGGAAUUGGAUAUGUUUAGCCUGGAGGAGAGGAGAACUGAUAUGAUAGCCAGCUUCAAAUGUCUUAAGGGCUGUCGCAUGGAAGAUGGAGCGAAAUUGUUUUCUGCUGUUCCAGAGCAUGGGACCUGAACAAGUGGAUUCAAAUGGCAAGAUUCUGAUGAAGCAUUUGGAAGAAAUUUCCAAUGGUAAGAGCUGUUCAGCAGUGAACAGGCUUUCUCGAAAGGUGGUGGAAUGUCCUUCCAUAGAGGUAUUUCAAGAGAGAUAAUCAUCUGUCAGAGGUUCUUUAGCUGCGAUUCCAACCACAAGGCAUAUUGAUUUUCACAUUCCCAGUGCUGACUUAAUGCUUUCCAAACAUUUCGUAUCAAAAUCAACUUUUCUUUUUACAAAGAUACUAGACUGUCUUUUAUAUUUUCUUCUCUUAAAGGGACUCUUAUGGAACAAAUAUGUAUAGGUCUGGGUUCUGCAAGGAUCUUUGACUGCGUAGGCUUGAGCCAUUUUCUAUCUGAAUUCCAUGUCUUUGGUUAGAGUGUAAAACAAGCAUAAAGUCAGCAUAAAGUUUAAAAGGUGAAGGGUUUUUAACCACCAAUGCUGUUUUCCCAUUUUUCUUCUUUUCUUUUCAGCUAAUAUCUUGUGAUCUCUCAUUAAUCAAGUGGUGAUAACAUCGCCAUCUGUAUAAAAGCUGGUAGCUUCUGUAUGUACACAGAACACUCUACCAAUCAGCUCAGAAGAGAGUCUGGCUGUCGGGGUCUUCUCCAAUACAGUUGCUUUGUUUUUAAUAGGGCAUUGAACAGACUUCAACUCUAAUCACAAUGUGAAGGCUUGAUUCCACCACCACCCUACAUGCCCUAGUUUACAUGUAAGUCAACCCAUGGUUUGAUGUGUAUGCAUGAGUGUGGAAGCUGCCAGAUUGAGGCCGCUUUGUUCAUCCACCAGUCCUGCUGUGAGUAAGCCAUGCUUUGGCUUAGCAUGUUGCCUGAGUUUGGGCUCAUGAAUUGUUUCCUCCAGAAAAACCUUGAGCUAUAAACUGGAGACAAACCUUAUUUGCUGCAUGUAGUUUGUCUGGAGCAAGAGAAACUCUGAGCCCGGGUUCAGGUGACACAAAACUAAAGCAUAGCUUAAGCCAUCUCACAGCAAUGGAACAGCAGGAGGACCAAAGCCAGCCGAAAAUCUGCAAGGCAAAAUAUUUGAAGUUCACCAGUGAGGCAUCACUGAUAUUCUAAAUUCCUGACCCUCAUACAGGAACACUGCUCAUGUUGUAAACAUCGGUCUUCAAGACUGGAACGCCUAAGUCUGGAGAAGACAAGCUAUGGUUCAGGAUUUUCAAAAUGGACCUUACUAUACAUCUUUGUGAAUGAACGAGGGAAGGACAAUACCAUCAGUCUUUUUCUAGCUGGUGAAGAAUCAGUUGCUCUUCUGGUAAUUAACAAACAAACAAACAAAAACUCCCUGUGAUCCCAGAGAUGGAAAAAGAAAUAAAAAAAGCUGAGAAUGAAGAGUCAGCUGAAGUCCAAACAACUCAACAGUGUCCCCUGACGACAAAGAGAGAAUUAUCCAGGAAUCCCCUACUGUUGGAAAACUGCCUGCCAGAUGCAAUUUCUGAAGCUUCACUAACCUCCAGCUAUGCCUAUGGGAUGACGCUGUAUGACGCAAAAAGAACGGAAAAGGAAAAACAGCUAGUCUCUGAUGACCAUAAUAAAAUGUCUCAUAUGCGUUCCCAGGAAUUCGAUUCAAAAAUGAGUGGGAAUGGUAAUCAAAACUAUCGGCAUGGGAAUCAGAAAUUGCAGCUGGUCGAGCAAACAAUGGCACAGAUUUUAGACCUGCCUCUGGACAGCAUCGACUCGCACUCCACAGCUUUGCGCUGUCAGGGGAUGCUUCUCAUUCAGGACCUAAGCCAAAUGGAGCUUUCUCAUUGGCCUAAAGAGAAGCUGCUCAGCACCUGCAUUGCCAGCGUCUUUGCCUUGCCCUCGCUGGACACCUUACAAAGUCAGAGCAAUGAAGAAGUUCCCGUACAGGCACUGUACAAGCAGACCUUAGAGGCUAUAGAAUCAAUGCUGAAAAGCCUAUUGGCAGAAAGACCAAACAUAGCUGAACUGGCCGCUCUCUUAGAACACUUGAUGCCCUGGAUAAUAUCAGGACAAGCACAUGAGCGGGCAAGAGCAGUGAACACCUAUGUAUCCCUGUUAAAAUUUGCAGCCACCUGCCCCACGUUUCAUGCGUCACCUGAUGAAUGUCCUAAGCUUGGGCAUCUGAUUGGUCAGCUGUGUCUGCGUCUCAAUGACCCCCAAAAGGAAAUUGGUGAACAUGCUAUGGAAGGCAUGUAUUUCCUGUACUCCCUUAUGCUGCGCCAAAACGCCUUCGAAAACAAAAGUGAUUCCCUGGAAGCAGAAGAGAUCCAACUGUGUGAAGAGAUCCUGGGUUCCUAUGACCCUACUCUGUCUCAUCAAAAUAUCACCCAUAUUAUUCAGGAAUUUCUGCCGUACCUCACAGCGCUACAGAUCACAGAGCUUUUGUUGACCGCUAUAGACUGCCUAAAGGAAGCCAAUAAGAGCACCACAGCGGCAUCACGUGACAUCACAUCUGUAAUCCUGCAGCGAUACAUGCACAGGUUACAUAGGCAGGUGCCAGAAAUUGUGGAUAAGAUCUACCAGCAGCUUGGUUCCAUUUACCAGUACCAGGACAGGCAAAUAAUGAUGGAGAUCCUGGCUCAGCUGGCACAUGCCUACAUGGCAGAAGUAUGCAGUGCCCUUCUCCAGUGCCCUUUACCAAUCGACAGGUAUGCUUCUGAGAUGUGGCAUGUGUUGACCAAAACAUGUUCCUACAAUGACCUAACUCUCCUUGUGAAUGUACUGCUGAAAAAGCUGCAGAUGAGCCCAAAGGUCACGGGAAACUAUAUCACACCUCUGGCUGCUGCCAGCGCUUUCUCGAAGCUGUUAUCUAUGCCCAAAAGUUCGGAAGUGGCCCUCUACAUCUUUCCCCGGCUGCUGAUGGCACUGCUUGUUCAGGUGCACUAUAGCAUCAGGCACAGCGUAAUAAAGAACUCAGAUUCUCAGGAGGAAUUUGAGCCUGUGGGCUAUAUUGUGGCAGCACUGAAGACUCUUCUCCUAGCUGCGAGGUGCUAUUGUGAGUUUACGCUUAUUGAGAAGGAGCGGGGCUGGGAGCUACUCACCAGCUGCGAAGAUCACCACCGGGGAGUAGGCCUUAUUGCAAGAGUCAUGCUUCAGACCUCCUAUUAUUACGACGUUUUGAGGAUCUUGUACCUCCUAGUUCCCUUCCUGGAGCGAGGUGAUGAAGAGCACCAGAUCACAGGAUUGGCUUUCUUCAGCGAACUUCUUUGUAUGUCAGAGGCCAGAAGACUUCCCAAACAGUAUUCUUUGUAUCGUCUGAAGCGAGGACUGACUAAUGAAAACCCAGUCAUCCGGGCAUUGUGUAUCAAAGGACUGGUUAACAUCACAUACUGGAUAGGAAAGGAGGAAGUAAAGAUUGUAUUGCCUGCCAUGACAAAAAGUCUUACUGGGAUGGAUGGGCGGCUGUUUGUAGAUGCAGUUGCUGAAAUUGAGAAGAUUCUUAUUGGCCCAGAAGGAGCAGACUGUAUUUGCGAUAUCAGCCUUUCUCUCCAGGAACUAUUCAGUGAUGAAAGAGCAAGUGUCCGUGCUUCCGCCAUAAGUCUUUUUGGGAAAAUGGUGAAACGGGCUAAGAAAAAUAACAAGCAUGCAAUGAGGCAUCAGGUACUAGAAAACUUGGUUCCAUUACUUCUGCAUCUCGAAGAGGAGGACCCUGACAUCCACAAGGCAAGCGUCUGCCAACAUUUCUUUAUUUUCAGGGGAACAAUCAUGGUUCUCACCAACCAGAUAAUUUAAAAAGUUCUCUAUUCUAGCCUUUUCUACCUCCCAUCUGAGUGCUUGUCUUGCCAAAGGCAAUGUGGUUCUUUUAAAAUGAGAUUCAGACGCAAUGCAAACUACACAAGUGAGUGAGUGAGAAGAUUAAAGAUUUUAUUCUAAAACAGCAAGCAAUGUAUACAUACCAACCAAGCACUUCAGUUUGCCACUUGGAAGCCCUCGAGAAGCAGCGAAGUGACUCCCCCAGGUAGCCUCAGUUUGCACGGUUCUGCGGCCAAUCAGUCUGUGCACAAGCUUCAAAGAAAUUCUGCCCAAACCAUUCAAUUUUAUAGAUAGCCCCCCCCUCCCAAUGCCUCAUUUUCUUUUCUUUUUUUAAAAGACAUUUUUAUUAAAUUUCCAAUUAAACACAUUUAGCAAUAACAAAACAAACAACAACAAACAUAACAAACACAGAACUUUUCUUCUAACCAUCUUAUCAAUUAUUACAAUUUUCUUUGCUCUGCCGAGCUUUGACUUCCCUCCCUCCCCCCAAACGGUUUUUUUCUGUCCAAUCCUGUCUUGCAGUUCCUUUAUUCCUUCUAUUUAAAGUCAAUUCGUAGGAUUUAUUUCAGUCCUGCAAGUGUCUUUAAACUUCUACAGUUCUCCUCCAUAUAGUCCACAAAUUUACUCCAAUCCUUUUGGAACUUUGACUCUCCCUGGUUUCGGAUCCUGCUAGUCAGUCUUGCUAAUUCCGCAUAGUCCAUCAUUUUUGUCUGCCACUCUUCAAUCGUUGGUAACUCCUGAGUUUUCCAUUUUUGGGCUAACAAAGUCCUAGCCACCGGUUGUCGCAUACCAAUGCCUCAUUUUCUCAAAACAAUGUCCAACAUCAAAGAAGGUACCCAUCAUUAUCCUUCACAACUGAUGAGGCAGCUGUGGGGGGUGGGCUUCACCUCCUCCCAAUGUUCUCAGGGCAUCUAAGACUGUUCUCACACCAUCAAAAAACUUAACAAGAGCGAGGGAGGGGGAAGGAACAGAGGCAGGAGGGGCUCUGUGUCAGUCAGAUCACUAACUCCUCAAUACAUUUUGUCUUCCGGGUGCAUUUCCCAUACAGUGCUUUCAUGCUUCCUUGAGUGUAAAUAUACUAAACUUCAACAUUCACAUUUCCUGUCCCUUGAUGAGCAAAUACCAGAAGGUGUGUCCUUCCUAAAGACUAUUCAGUAGUUGGGCGUUGUGUUUUCUGAAUGGUGUAAAAAAAACAAACUAUAUAUCAUCUCCAUAUCUUGCAGGAAUGUAGUUAUGCCUUAAAUGAAUCCUUUCAGUUCCUGGGAUGGAAACUACCAAAGCAGGUUGUCAGCAGGAAAGCUUGGCCCGAGAAUGAAGAAGUUCUGGAUGAAACCUGCCAGUACCUUGUGCAGAAGCAAGAGGCAAAUCUCCAGAGAUUCUUGUACCAGGACCUUUACUAUACUCAGAGUGAGCUUCUUCCGAUAAAAAGGGCUUCCAUCGUGUUCCUUGGUUUUCUAGUACAACAUAUGGACAGCAAGGCAGGAAGUACAGACUUGGAAAUGAUCAUUCAUGCUCUUGAAGGCUUGAUGCAUGACCCAGAUGCUUCUGUGUGCCUAGCUGCAGCACAUGCCCAUGAGCGCGUUAGUGCUGUUCUCUCCAAUCAGAAGGAGAGGCUUGAAGGCAACAGCAAGACGGAGGACAGCGACAGUGCUGCUGAAAGUGUUCUAAGGAGUUCCAGAGCCCUGAAUACUAUCCGCCACACCCCUUCCAGACUUUUUGCUGUUAUAAACCUCUGGAGAUCGGCCAAUGGAAAUUAAUAUUGGACUGGAAGAGGAGAAAGGAUCUUGGUGUAUAGCUCUUCCUAACAACAACAAAAAGGCUGUGAAUAUCACUCUUCCUAUACUGAACCUCAGCAAGAACAUUAUAAAGGACCAUAAAAGGAAUUGAUAAUUUACCAGCUACCUGGAUAAUAAAGAACAUCAAUUCCCUACAGAAUCCAGCCUACUGGACUUUUGCUUGCUAUAGGUACAUCAUAACAGGCUUUUCUAUGAAGAUCAAGGCAGGCAUGCCCUAGUCACUUAUUAGCUUGUACACAGCACUCCUGCAAGCCCCUUUUAAAUACCAAUGUUGUUGUUGCUGCUGCUGUUGUUUAGUCGUCUUAGUCAUGUUCUACUC
This is a messenger RNA of Zootoca vivipara (common lizard), 7658 nucleotides long. The record is from RefSeq and is a predicted model, not a curated record. NCBI's taxonomy places the organism in Eukaryota, Metazoa, Chordata, Lepidosauria, Squamata, Lacertidae.